AUGACAAGUGUAUCGUUUAGAGUCAAUCCGGAAUAUGCACGAUUCGACGAGAUCGUACCCGGCCUUUUCAUAUGUGGAGUCACUGAGUUGAAUGCUGAAAAUAUGCGCAAACAUAAGAUCACGCAUAUUAUCAACGCUACCAAUGAGGUACCAAAUCUGAAAUCAUUGGGUAACAUCCAGCGUUGUAAAUUGUGGUUAGAAGACACACCACAAGCAUAUAUUUAUCCACAUUUGGAACUGCAAAGUGAUCAAAUCCAAGCGCUGCUAACAGACGGUGGUUGUGUUCUGGUACAUUGUGUUGCUGGAGUUUCUCGAUCUGCAUCCAUCUGUCUUGCGUACUUGACAAAAUACAGGUGUCGUUCACUACGUGAUGCCUAUCACUGGAUGGCAAAGAAGCGACCAAUGGUCAGACCAAAUAUCGGCUUUUGGAGACAACUGAUAGCCUUUGAACAGGAAGUGAAAAAGUCACCAGGAUCAGUGAGGUUGAUCAGAGAUGAAUCACAAAAAGAUAAAUUAUUGCCGGACGUCUAUUUAAAGUUGGUGAUUCCGGAACGUCAGAAGAGUACUGAUGAACGAAAAGAUCAUGCAUUGGAUGGGAGUAAACGUCAAUCGCGUUCACCAGCGAAACGAAAUAGUUUCCAACCAAUCUUAGAGCCAUUACCUGAAUUAGUUGAAGCACAUGCUUAA
This is a messenger RNA of Anisakis simplex (herring worm), 687 nucleotides long. Lineage: Eukaryota; Metazoa; Nematoda; Chromadorea; Rhabditida; Anisakidae. The record is from the annotation of a GenBank genome assembly.